Molecule: messenger RNA, 7732 nt
Organism: Solanum verrucosum
Lineage: Eukaryota; Viridiplantae; Streptophyta; Magnoliopsida; Solanales; Solanaceae
Product: protein CHROMATIN REMODELING 4-like
Biological process (GO): chromatin remodeling; negative regulation of transcription by RNA polymerase II
Cellular component (GO): chromatin; nucleus
Molecular function (GO): chromatin binding; ATP binding; ATP hydrolysis activity
Source: RefSeq, a predicted model, not a curated record
UCCCCCCUCCUUUGGCCUGCCAUGUCAGUGUUUGGUGUUUGUGUUGAGCUGUGUGUGUUGUGAUGUGUAACCCCCAAAGUCCUAUAACCCCGGUGAAUCCGUAUUUGGAUGCACUCUCUCUCUCUCUCUAAAACCUUUUCUCUCUAUUUAUAUCUUUUGUCUGCCUUCUACCGCUUGCUUUCUCUCUCUCUCUCUCUUUCUUGUAUACCUCAUACCCUAAAUUGGGUUACUCCCCUUUUACCCUUUUCUUACUUUGUUGUUCUUGAUUCAGCUGAGAUAUAUAUAAAGAUUGGAUUUUUAUCUGUUUUGAUCUGCAGGCAUAUGUGAUCAGUUUGAUGCCUGAGAGUCCUGAUUUUCUGGCUUGAGAUGUACAAUCCUGUAUGCAAUGAUGAAAGAAAACGGUUCACCGUCCAGUAAAAUGCUUAACAGAAACUGGGUCUUAAAACGCAAGCGUCGAAAACUUCCAUCUGGUCCUGAUGUGUCAAAUGGCAAAGAAAAGGCUUCAAAACCCUUGGAUUUACCCUCGAGUGACUCACCCAAAUGUCGAGUGAAAAAUGAAAUCACUUCAAGUCGUUCUUCUAGCAAGAAGAAAGGAAAUGAUGGGUACUAUUAUGAAUGUGUUGUUUGUGAUCUUGGUGGAAAUUUGCUUUGCUGUGAAAGCUGUCCGCGUACAUACCAUAUUCAGUGUCUGGAUCCUCCUCUUAAGCGUAUACCAACUGGAAAGUGGGAAUGUCCAACAUGUUAUCAGAAGAACGAUACACACGAGUCUGUUAAUCCUCUAGAUAUGGUCUCGAAACGGGCAAGGACAAAAGUUACAGGUGGAAAAGCAAAGAAUGAAAAUAAGCCAUCGGGAAUCUCCAAGGUAUCCCUGAUUUUUGAAAGCUCCAUUCCUGGUAAGAAAAGAUCCUCGGGAAAAGAAAGAACUCCUUUAUCACACCUCAGUCAAAUGGAGAAGCUGGGUAAUUUCUCCAAUGAUGUUCCUUGUGACAUUGAACCAAGUGACCAUUCCCGGGAUGGUGCUGCGGAUGGUAGUUCAUUGCACAUAGGUGUUGAUAAUGAAAAGGAGGUGCCUCCAGCAGAUACUCCAGUGGAGAAGGAAGUGCCUCCUUCAGAUACUCCAGUGGAGAAGGAAGUGCCUCCUUCAGAUACUCCAGCUGAGAAGGGGGUGCCUUCUGCAGAUACUCCAUUGGAGAAGCCGAGCUCUUCAAUGAAUGAUGCAACACCCUUUUUGAAUAUGACAGAUUCAAAGACAAAUGACAAAGCCUCAGAAAAGAAGCCUGACUUGCCUUCUAGUGAUAGAUCUCCAGUUGGUGAACCUGUAGCUGUUUCGGAGGCCGCUUCUAGGAAAGACAGGAAAAGGAAGCCUAAUUUUUACAACAUUGACAGUCAGAACAAAUCUAGGACUGACAAGGGAAAGCGGGUUGCUGAUAAUACUAAAAAGUCUGGUUCAAAGCCAAGCAAAUUGCAAAAAAAGCGUAAGCGUGUUAAUCAUCAGCCUUCAGUGUCUGCGUCAAAUAGGGAUGGGAGAGAUACUGUUGAAACCCAACUUAAAGAUGAGUUGGUUUCUGAAGAGGGUGCUCAGCCAUCAGAUCUGUCACGUGAAGCUGGAAAAGUUGUUGUUGAACCUUUAAUAUAUGAUAAUAAUGGUCCCAGUCUUCAACAGGUUGAUAGAGUUCUGGCAUGUCGAGUGCAAGAUGAUAAUAUUAGUUGUUUGCAUGAUAUCCCUGGAAUAAAUGCAAAUGACCCAGCAUUGAUAGAUUCAGCAAGAGAGGAAUUAAAUGAUGGAAAACCCAGCGGUGAUGUGCCCGUAGUUAGGGUUGGUAUAGAAUAUUCAGGCAGUGGCUCUCAAGAAACUUUGGACAUUCCCGAUAAAGGAAAAAGCUCAAAGGAUGAUACCAGCAAGGAUGAAAUGCAUGUGUACAGAAGAUCAGGUAGCAUAGAAUGCAAGGAAGGAACUGGCACAGUAAAGGAAGACUCUCAAGGUUCAGUAUCUGAAGGUGCAAUCAACAACAACGAAGAAGACAUUGCUGUGAAUGCUGAUGAUUCUCUGGCUAAUACGCAGAAUACUUCUGGAGAAAGCAAUGAUUCCACUGAAAAGAAAUAUAAUGACAAAGCCAAGUCGAAGGAUGAUGUCACAUCUGGGACUCAUGAAGUUGGAACUGCCAAGGGAAAAGAUGAAAUGAUUACUACAGAUACCACCUCUUUCAAGAAAAGUGAGGAGACUGUCUUGGCUAAACCAUCAACCUCCAACAACGUAAAUGUUGUCUAUGAAUAUCUUGUUAAGUGGGUUGGCAAAUCAAAUAUUCACAACUCUUGGAUCCCAGAGUCUCAAUUGAAAAUUCUGGCAAAAAGAAAGCUGGACAACUACAAGGCAAAGUAUGGGACAGCAACAAUAAAUAUUUGUGAUGAACAGUGGAAGCUGCCUCAGCGAAUUAUUGCAACUCGGCCUGGCACGAGUGGUUCAGAUGAAGUGUUUGUGAGAUGGACAGGUCUUCCUUAUGAUGAAUGUACCUGGGAAAAAAUAGAGGAACCUGUGAUUGCAAAAUCAUCUCAUUUGAUUGAUCAGUUUAAUCAGUUUGAAUCCCAAGCAUUAGCUAGAAAUGCUACCAAGGAUGAUAUGGUGAGAAAAAGGAAAGAACGCCAUAAAAAUGAUAUAGUUACUCUGACAGAGCAGCCUAAAGAACUGGGAGGCUCAUUAUUUCCACAUCAAAUGGAAGCCUUAAAUUGGUUGCGCAAGUGCUGGCAUAAAUCCAAAAAUGUUAUUCUUGCCGACGAGAUGGGACUUGGGAAGACAAUAUCAGCUUCUGCUUUCUUAUCAUCAUUGUAUACCGAGUUCAAUGCUGCACUUCCUUCUCUAGUUUUGGUUCCUCUGUCCACAAUGCCAAAUUGGAUGGCAGAGUUUCAGUUAUGGGCUCCACACCUAAAUGUUGUAGAAUACCAUGGGACUGCUAAAGCAAGAGCUGUGAUUCGUCAAUUUGAAUGGCAUUCAAGGAAUCAAAGUGACCUGAAUAAGAGGUCUACUUCAUACAAGUUCAAUGUUCUUUUGACUACAUAUGAAAUGGUUCUCGUUGAUUCCACUUAUCUGCGUGGGAUCCCAUGGGAAGUUCUUGUCGUUGAUGAGGGACACCGUCUUAAGAAUUCUAGUAGUAAACUCUUUAGCAUGCUCAACACAUUUUCUUUCCAGCAUCGAGUUCUAUUGACUGGUACUCCUCUUCAGAACAACAUUGGCGAGAUGUACAACUUAUUAAACUUUUUGCAGCCAUCGUCAUUUCCUUCACUAUCGUCAUUUGAGGAGAAGUUUAAUGAUCUUACAACAGCCGAAAAGGUGGAAGAAUUGAAAAAGCUUGUCGCUCCGCAUAUGCUUCGCAGGCUGAAAAAAGAUGCCAUGCAAAAUAUUCCUCCUAAAACUGAACGAAUGGUUCCUGUUGAGUUAUCUUCUAUCCAGGCAGAAUAUUACCGUGCAAUGCUUACAAAGAACUAUCAGCUUCUUCGCAACAUCGGGAAAGGAAUUGCACAGCAAUCAAUGCUGAAUAUCGUUAUGCAGUUAAGAAAAGUUUGCAACCAUCCUUAUCUUAUACCAGGAACUGAGCCUGAAUCUGGUUCAGUGGAAUUUCUUCAUGAAAUGAGAAUAAAGGCUUCUGGUAAACUGACUCUUCUGCACUCUAUGCUCAAAAGUUUGCAUAAAGAAGGUCACAGAGUCCUUAUAUUUUCACAGAUGACUAAGCUUCUAGAUAUUCUGGAGGAUUAUUUGGCAAUUGAAUUUGGGCAAAAAACAUAUGAGAGAGUUGAUGGCUCUGUUGCUGUGGCUGAUCGUCAAGCAGCAAUAGCACGGUUUAAUCAGGACAAAAGCCGAUUCGUCUUCUUAUUGUCAACACGCUCUUGUGGCCUGGGGAUCAAUUUGGCUACUGCAGAUACUGUUAUUAUCUAUGACUCUGACUUCAAUCCACAUGCAGAUAUACAGGCAAUGAACCGGGCUCAUCGUAUUGGACAGUCGAAGAGACUUCUAGUGUACCGGCUAGUAGUCCGUGCCAGUGUUGAAGAACGGAUACUUCAGCUUGCUAAGAGGAAGUUGAUGCUUGAUCAGCUAUUUGUGAACAAAUCAGGGUCCCAAAAGGAGGUUGAGGACAUCCUUCGAUGGGGAACAGAAGAACUUUUUAGUGAUUCCUCUAGCAUGGCAGAGAAAGAUGCUGUUGAAAACUCCAGCAAUAAAGAUGAGACAGUUCCUGAAGUAGAGCAUAAGCGCAAGAGGACUGGUAGCCUUGGUGAUGUGUAUAAAGACAAGUGCACCAAGGGAAGCACUAUGAUUGUGUGGGACGAAAAUGCUAUAUUGAAAUUGCUUGACCGUUCAAAUCUUCAGUCAGAAUCACCUGAUAACAAUGAAGCAGAACUGGAGAAUGAUAUGCUUGGCUCAGUGAAGUCAUUGGAAUGGAAUGAGGAUGGUGCAGAAGAGCAAGCUGGAAUAGCAUCAGAUAUGGUGGUAAGUGAAGAUACUUGUGUACAAAAUGUUGAGAAGAAAGAGGAUAACUUGGCUAGUAGCAGUGAAGAAAAUGAGUGGGACAAGCUUCUAAGAGUGAGAUGGGAGAAGUAUCAAAGCGAGGAGGAAGCAGCGCUAGGUCGAGGCAAGCGCCUAAGGAAAGCCAUUUCUUACAGGGAAGCAUAUGCUUCACACCCCAAUGAAACAUUAACAGAGAAUGCUGUGGAAGGGGAGCCUGUGCCUGUGCCUGAACCAGAGCGAGAGUAUAGUCAAGCUGGACGAGCAUUAAAGGAAAAAUAUGCUAAGCUUCGCACUAAACAGAAAGAACGGCUAGCCCGUAGAAAUGCAAUUGAAGCAUCUGGACCCAUGGAAGAACAAGCUGGACGAGAGUUUCUCUGUCACCUCCUUCCUCCACAAGCUCAUUAUGUGAAUUUGAUGAAUGUACCAUCACAACACCGUGAAGAGAAACACGUGGCCAUGAACUUGGAAAACAAUAGCCGUCUUAAAUCAUCCGAGACACAGAAAAACAUGGGAGACUCAACCUUAAGGUUGGGAAAACUGAAACAUAAAGUGAACGAUAACAUAGAUCUUCCAUCAGGAGGCCAUCCUCAUGCAGAUAUUCCCCAGUCAAGUAAUCAUGCACAAGAUAUGAGCUAUAUUAAAUCCGUGGAUAAACAGCUUUUACCAAUUCUGGGACUAUGUGCUCCUAAUGCCCAUCAGGUGGAGGCACCCCAGAGGAACUUGUUGAGGUCAAACGUUCGACAACACAGGCAUGGAUUAGGACUGGAGUUCCCAACUAUUGCUCCUCCUCCUGAGCUUUCAACUGAAAUGGUUGCUAAAGGUUUCCCACAGAGAUUUAGAUUGCCAGAUCUUCCCCUGGACCCUUCACAACAGCCUCCAAAGAAUAGCUUACCUGAUUCUUAUCUCCCAUUCAAUCCACAUCCUCGACCUGUCAUGCGAGAAAGAGGUUCUGCUGGUAACUUACAGAAUUCGUGUGCUACUUCAUAUGAUAUUCAAGACAGGACAGUUUUGCCCAAACCUUUUGAUAAGCCAUUGUUACCAAGAUACCCAUUUCCUGCUAUGAACAUGCCACGUCCACCCUCUGCCUUGUUUCCCAACUUGUCUUUGGGAUCAAGAGAUGUGAAUGGGUCUGUUCGUGAGCACCCUGUAUUGCCUUUUUUGCCCAAUCUCAAAUUUCCACCUCACGAUGCACCUAGGUUUAACCUGCAGGAACAAGAGAUGCCUCCUGUACAGGGGUUGGGGCAUAUGGCACCUUCAUCAUCAUCAUUUCCUGAAAACCAUUGGAAGGUUCUUGAAAACAUUAUGCUGAGAACUGGGUUAGGAUCAGGCAACCUACUUAAAAGGAGAAACAAACUGGAUGUCUGGUCUGAAGAUGAACUGGAUUGUCUCUGGAUUGGUGUACGUAGACAUGGAAGGGGCAAUUGGGAUGCCAUGCUGCGAGAUACAAAGUUAAAAUUUUCCAAGUAUAGAAUUCCUGAGGAUUUAUCAAUUAGGUGGGAAGAAGAGCAGCUCAAGAUCAUGGAUGGACCAGCAUUACCUGCGCCAAAACCAUCCAAGCCUACCAAAGUGGGAAAAUCAGGCUUAUUCUCAGGCAUUUCCGAUGGAAUGAUGGCUCGAGCAUUGCAUGGUUGUAAACUAAAUGAACAGUUUUUACCAACCCACCUAACAGACAUGAAACUAGGGUUUCAUGAUCUGCCUUCCAGCUUUCCACAUUUGGAACCUCCUGAGAGACUUGGUCUGAACAGCAAACAUAUCUCACAUCUUCCAACUCCCAGUGCUGACAAGUACCGGGUGAACAUUCCUCGAGAUUUGAAUGCGGGACCAUCGGAUAGACUAGGAGCUCCGUCAAGUUUUGUUACGGAGUCACCAUUUCUGCUGAAUUCGUCGGGAAGCAGUAGCUUGGGUCCUCUUGGCUUGGGUUGCCAGAACAGGUUUGCCUUGCAAAAGGAGAAUGAUGAUGGUGCAAGCAGAUUUGUUAAUUUGCCUAGCCUUCUUGACAGGUCUUUAAAUAUCUCACAUGAUUCACAUAACAAUGUGGGAGGUGGUGAAUCUAGCAAUUAUCCAUCACUUCCUGUACUUGAUAAAGGUCAGAAAGUUUCUCAAUCAAAGGGCAAGGAAGUGGUUGAGUGUGGUUCACUGAAGAAUAAGCUACCACAUUGGCUUCGUGAAGCAGUGAAUAUUCCAGCAAAACUCCCUGAACCUGAUUUACCACCUACUGUCUCUGCAAUUGCUCAAUCAGUUCGCAUGCUAUAUGGGGAGGAGAAUCCCUCCAUCCCUCCAUUUGUUAUUCCUUCUCCCCCUCCAUCUCAACCCAGGGACCCACGGUUGAGCUUGAAAAAGAAGAAGAAGAAGAAGAAACAUGGAUUGCAAGUAAUGAGGCAGUUCCCAAUAGAUUUUGCAGGAACUAUUGAUGUACAGGGUAGUAGCGUACAUGGUGAGAGUAUGGCUGGAACAAGUAGUCUGCAGGAUCCAGCAUUCCCUCUGCUUUCUAGAGUGAUGGCCAGAACUUCAGGACUUCCUUCGAAUGAAGCUAACCUUAAUAUGCCUCCUCCAAGUGUGACUGUGAAUCCUUCAACUAGUACAUUUCCUCUAAUGAAGACAAGCUCUGGAUUGUCUCCUUCACCUGAAGUGCUUCGAUUGGUUGCAUCCUGUGUUUCACCAGGUCCACCUAUUGCUACUAGUUCAAGUUUCCUUGGAAAUAUGAUCCCUCUCCCCAAAUCCGUUGAUCAGGUUGCUUCUUCAGACACCCAAGAUUCACAUGAAAAGCAGGAAACAGAUCAGACCUCAGCUCCUAGUACAUUGGGUCCAUUCCAGGCAGAGAAAAAAGUUGAAACUAAUUGCAGGGAUUCUAGCAAAACACAGUCAGAUUCUGCUCGACCCAGACAGGAAGAUGUAGAAGAAAUAUCAUCUGAAGGGACAGUCUCUGAUCAUCAGGAGGAUGACCAUGAACCAUAGCUCUUUCCUAUGGGGAGCUAAUUGUUGUAAUCAUAAUCAUCUCUUGACGUGUAACUAAAGCCUCUGACCCUCCAUUAUUCUCAGUUUUUGUAGGGCAGGAUGCAGUUAAAGUAGCAAAUACAGUACAGGUUAGACAAGUUACUAUGUAAAGCUUGUGUAAGAGGAAAGAAAAACAUAGAAGUUAGCAUAUAAUGUUGUUCGUCGUCCUUAGAGUCGAAGGCUUUGACCUUGUAGGACUUGUUUAGUAGCUGAGUUCAGCAUUGCAUUUAGGACUUCCUAAGU